Molecule: messenger RNA, 1620 nt
Organism: Fusarium sp. VM40
Lineage: Eukaryota; Fungi; Ascomycota; Sordariomycetes; Hypocreales; Nectriaceae
Source: the annotation of a GenBank genome assembly
AUGUCGGCAGAACCGAAUGAUGCUCUCUCAGCUGAGAAGCCCAGUGCACUUCAUCAAGAUCUCAGCAAUGAACUGGCGCCAGAAGACCUUGCUACUGAGAUUGCUCAUGAGGUAGAUACUAACGAGUAUUCUCCAUGGACGGCAUCUAUGUUUAAGCUUUAUGGUGUGCUCUUUGUUGCGUAUUGUUGUGGAUGUCUCAAUGGAUAUGACGGCAGCUUGAUGGGCGGUUUGAACGGCAUGACCUCCUACCAGAAUACGUUCAACAUGACAACUGCAGGCUCAUCCACGGGCAUUGUUUUCAUGAUCUACAACGUCGGCAGUGUUGCCGCAGCCCCUACUGUUCCUUACGCCACCGAUCGCUUUGGAAGACGAGUGGGUAUGAUUGUCGGCGCCGUCAUAAUCAUCAUCGGCACUUGUGUUCAGGCCACAGCAAAUGCGAUGCCCCAGUUCAUGGGAGGUCGAUUCUUACUCGGUUUUGGAGUUUCAUACUGUUGUAUUGCUGCUCCGACUUACGUCAGCGAGCUCGCCCAUCCAAAGUGGAGGGGUACUCUUACGGGCUUCUACAAUUGCAUGUGGCCUGUUGGAGCCAUCAUUGCUGGCUGGGUCACAUAUGGCAGCUCUUUUGUCGAAGGAAACGAUAGUUGGAGGAUCCCCGUGUGGAGCCAGUUAGUUACCUCUGGUGUUGUGGCUAGCCUUGUGUACUUCCUCCCAGAAUCGCCUCGAUGGCUAAUUGCCCAUGACAAGCAUGAUGAAGCCGCUGCUGUUCUAGCUCGGCUUCACGGCGAAGGCUACGUUGACCAUCCUAUUGUUCAACUGCAGAUGAAAGAGAUGAUGGCACAGAUCUCCAGUGAAGUCUCGGACCAGAGGUGGUGGGAUUAUCGUGAGCUCUGGAAUACUCACAGCGACCGAAGACGUCUCAUCUGCGUUCUUGGAAUGGCCAUUAUGGGACAGGCAUCUGGCAACUCACUCUCUAGUUACUACCUUGUGACCAUGAUGAACACUGCCGGAAUCACGGAGCAGAGGCUGGUUCUUGCCCUCAAUGCCACCAACAGUGUUCUUGGGCUUAUUGGCUCCCUCAUUGGCGCACGUUUGACUGACCGCGUUGGUCGACGUCCACUUCUCAUUUACAGCAUUCUCUGCUGCUCGGUUAUCUUCGCGGUCAUUACCGGAACGUCGAAGAUGGCUGUGGACGACCCGUCCAACACCAACGCCGCCAACACGACGAUCGCCUUCGUCUUCCUUUUUGGUAUCGUAUUCUCGCUCGGGUGGACCGCUCAGCAGAGCAUGUACAUUGCCGAGACUCUUUCAACCUCUACCCGAGCCAAGGGAACCGCCCUCGGAAACUUUGCCUCCAGCUGCAUCUCCCUUGUCCUUGCAUACUCAUCAGGCCCUGCAUUUGAGAAGAUCGGAUAUUACUUCUAUCUUGUCUUUGUUUUCUGGGAUUUGCUUGAAGCAGCCUUCAUUUUCUUCUUUUUCCCUGAAACCAAGGAUCGUACCCUUGAGGAGCUGAGCGAGGUGUUUGACGCACCCAAUCCUGUAAAAAAGUCUUUGGAACCGAGGACGGCCGAGACAGUUCGGGCAACCAUGAAUCAGAAGGAUGAGAAGAUCUUUGAUGCUUAG